AUGCGUCGCUGGGGCACAGCGGCCGCGCUGCUAGGAUGGUGUCACCUGCGGCACAGUAGGGCGCGCCUCACGGAGGCGCACAUACGGCAUGAGGUCCAACAGGCCGUUCGCCGUCUUGCUGCAAGAUCCUCCCCGGCGUGGGUUCCCGUCUCACGGGUGUCAUCCGCCCUCUCCGACGAGGCGUGCGAGGCGCUGGCGGGGCUGGGGGGGCUGGCAGGGUUUUGUCGUCGUCCGGAGGAAGCGGGCGAGCCCCGGUUUGCAGUCAAGAUGGUGAAGGGCGUGCUGUGCGUAAGGCUGCUUGACAUCAAAGGGUCCCCCGUGAAACACUGCGUUGGGGAGGGAAGACGGAACGCGCUAACUGCAUCGGAGGAGCUACGCCAGACUUGUAGCCUCCUCCCUGACAAACCCGUCUCGUUGAGUUCUUGCCAACGUGCCUGGAAAAUGCCUUCCAUGGAGGCAACCGUGCAACACCUUGCGUCGAAAAUGCAGGGCGUGGAGCGCAUCCUGCGGCGUCGCACGUGUGAAUUCGCAAUGCCUUUGUAUGUGCAGGUGGGUUACCGUGGGAACCAAGCAAUCAUUGUUGGGCUUGGACCGCAACUCAUCUCUCUACUGGAUCAAAGCAGCACUGAAGAGGCGCAGCUUUGGGACGAAGUCACCUCCCCUCAAUACGAUCUCUGGCGUCUUUCACGCUACUUGCGCACGGAUGCUUUUGUGUCCAUUGGCGAGUUGCUGUCGUCGACUGAUGGUGUUCUCCAGACACCGUUGCUUCAGGUGGCCAUGUCGUAUCCACAGCGCAUUUCUUUCUCGCUGGGCCCCACUAUUUGCGUUGAAUCGGCCGAUGCGGGACGGUUUUACGUGAACGGUGACACCUGUAAUGAGAUACGCGAGGUGCUUGGAAUGAAGUUUUUGUUGUCUGAGGCGGAGGUGGAGCGGCACCUGACGUCGAGGAGCGAAAAACUCAGUGGCUUGACGGACGAGGAAUUGCAGGGGGAACGUUUAAAACUCAAGAAUAUGGCGCCGAUGCGUCGGCAGAAGCUGCGUCGGUCGAUAGUGCGGGAGGAGUUUCGGCGUCGAUUCCCACGCGGAAACGCCUUUUUGAACCCCAACGUGGUGGCGUUUCACAUUUACGACCAAAUGCUGCCGGGGGUGUGGGUAAACAACGCGAUGGUGCGCGAGACGCUGCUUCCGGACGGUGGCAAAGGCACGAUGCACGUUGGGGUUGACUUUUUUGAUCAGUUUCCACACCUGUUCAUUACGCAGUCUAUAACGACGACCUCCGUGAACGUGAUGCGGCGCGAACAAGGCAUGGAGGAUGUCCCGAGUGACGGGGAGAGCUGGAACCGUAGCGCCUUUAGCGAUGAGGAGAUCCUGCUGGUUCUUCUGCCGCGUCUCACCAACAAGAAGGAGGACUGGGGCGAGAACAAGGCCAUUGAGGUGCUGGCGGCACUCCUUCCACGGCACGUCUUCAAGUACUUGCAGAACCGCGGCGGGGCGAAGUCGCGAUUAGCCGCGAUCCUCAAACGCUACCCAGAGGCGUUUGAGAUGCUGGAUGCAGAGGAAACGAGUGACGACAAGAAAUGGGGAAGAGUACACUUGCGCUACGAUGGCAUCGCGAAGCUUGGUGCACAGCUUGUGAACCAAUUGCAGGCCGAUGAGAUGAGCACGAAGUUCACACAACAGCAAUCGAAGGAAGAGAAGGAAAGGGGGGACCAAACUGAUAACGAGGAGGCGGAGAGCAGUCGUGGUGGCGCUGCUGCUAUAGACGAAUAA
This is a messenger RNA of Trypanosoma conorhini, 1770 nucleotides long. RefSeq lists its product as uncharacterized. The record is from RefSeq and is a predicted model, not a curated record. Bases 1 to 1770 code for a protein of 589 amino acids. Lineage: Eukaryota; Euglenozoa; Kinetoplastea; Trypanosomatida; Trypanosomatidae. The transcript has a single exon.